Messenger RNA from Linum tenue, 249 nucleotides. The record is from the annotation of a GenBank genome assembly. NCBI's taxonomy places the organism in Eukaryota, Viridiplantae, Streptophyta, Magnoliopsida, Malpighiales, Linaceae.
AUGAGACCAUUACGCUUCUUCGAUCUACGAGAUAUCGUGAUAACACAAAUGAAUUAUGGUUCAGUGCAAAGGGUGUAUAUUGUUUCCGAAAAAGAUAUAGUGCUACCUAAACAACUUCAAGAGAUGAUGAUAGUUCAUAGUCCUCCCGAUGAGGUACUUAGCAUAUCGACAUCAGAUCAUAUGGUGAUGUUGUCCAAGCCAUUGAAACUUCGAGAUCGGUUGCUUGAUAUUGCUCAAAGAUAUACUUGA